CAGUACUUUAUGCUUAGCUUCAAUGAUGUGUUUAUGAAUAAAGUGGGGGAGGACAACAUAUUUUAUCAAGAAGAAGGAUGAAAAUAAGAAGGCGAUUUCUACCUCGUACAAUCCAGGAUGCUGUCGCAACAGCUUUUAUGGCUGCGAUAAUCCCUAUAACUUUCUGGUUCGAAGUGUACGUGGUGAUUCCAGAUAUCCAUGGAGCGGAUUCCAUAUACAAUUGGAUUCAUUUGAUGCCAGCUUUGUUUCUGUUGUUCAAUAUCAGUGCCAAUAUGCUAGCCACCGUGAUGUGCGAUACAAGUUGCCAAAAUGAAAUCGUCCAGGCACCAGCGAAUGUUGUGAUUUCCGCUGGCGGCAGUUCGAUAUCCUGGCGGUUAUGUUCAACAUGUGAAGCAGUGGCACCACCGCGAUCUUGGCACUGUAACACGUGCGGGGUGUGUGUACUGAAACGCGAUCACCACUGCGUCUUCACGGGAUGCUGCAUCGGUCACAAGAAUCAUCGUUAUUUCAUUGUUUUUCUACUGUACCUGUUCAUUGCGACAACAUACGCGAGUAUACUUAACAACUAUUUCAUGUGGUUCGUUCGGGGAGAAGAGUUUCGUAACUGGACCUCGCUGCUGAAAAUAGUUUUCCCGCUAGCGAUGCUGGUGAUUGAUACCUCAACGAAGCAGUAUUAUCUAGUCAUUUAUUUAAUCAAUAUGGUGGGGAUGUGCUUCACGGGUGUUUUGUUGGUUUACCACGGAAAGCUGAUUCUGAGCGGGAGAGUCGUACACGAGCGUAACUGCCGUGAUUACGAUCUUGGACCAAUGGAGAAUUUGAGAAUGGUGCUGGGCAAACGAUGGCAUUUAACCUGGCUGUCUCCCUUCAUUCUAAGUGAAUUGCCACACAACGGAAUAAACUGGGAUUCAAUUCAGCAGGAGGCGUCAAAAAGUAAAUAGUUUAAGACGAAUAUAUACACCCUGAUAUUUUUAUCUAAAUAAGUGUACUUCAUUGUAGAAAAAAGUGAUUUUGUUGAAUGACUUCAUUUUUUUAAAUUUAUUUAAAAAAAAUAAACAAAAUUUAAGAAG
Messenger RNA from Toxorhynchites rutilus septentrionalis, 1067 nucleotides. Its product is annotated as probable palmitoyltransferase ZDHHC24. Gene Ontology annotation, biological process: peptidyl-L-cysteine S-palmitoylation; protein targeting to membrane. Gene Ontology annotation, molecular function: protein-cysteine S-palmitoyltransferase activity. Lineage: Eukaryota; Metazoa; Arthropoda; Insecta; Diptera; Culicidae. The coding region runs from base 78 to 938 and encodes 286 amino acids. Gene Ontology annotation, cellular component: Golgi apparatus; endoplasmic reticulum. The record is from RefSeq and is a predicted model, not a curated record. The transcript has 2 exons.